UGAGCCCACAGCUGCCUCAAAGUGACCACGGACCAACAGUGUGUCAUGAAUAAACAAGGCCACCUUCACUCCCCCAGAAAAGAAGAAACGCUCCUCUGAAAUCCAUCACCUUUUGGGAGUCUUCAAAGUAACCAAGGAUUGAAAAGAGCUGGUUUCCAGGCCCCUGCCUUCCCGUCCAGAGCAGACAGAGUGCAUGAGCGCCUCUCGACUAUGUCCGACACGUCCUCCCGAGACUCCUUCUACGACUCCCUGUCGGACGUGGCGGAAGAUGGCGAGAACGCAGACUUCUUGCCCGGGCUGUCGGCCUUCCUCAGCCAGGAGGAGAUAAACAAGAGUCUGGACCUGGCCCGCAGAGCCAUAGCCAACUCAGAGACAGAAGACUGCGACUCGGAAAGGGAGGACUCACAGAUUUUCAGCCCCUCUCCUGGGAGCCUCUGGGGGUCGCCUCCCCCUCAGGAGGCCAGGCCGGGUGAGCACGCAUCCCCGGGGACGCCUGGCGCCCACAGGCCUGCACCUGUCCCGCCGCUGCCAGCAGAGCCAGCCGAGCGCAUCUCCUCGCCUGCGCCCAGGAGGAAGCCCGGCGUCUCGCCCCUGCUGGCCCGGCCCAGCUACAUCCGGAGUCUCCGCAGGGCAGGGCAACACGGUGCCAAAGCCCCCGGCGCCAGUGCCAAGCCCAGAGCCGCGCACGGGGGCAGGGCCGGGCCCCAGAGCCCGCUGUGCAAAAAGGCGGCCACCCUCAUCGAGGAGCUGACGGCCAUCUUCAGAGAAACCUCCAAGCCGAGAACCAGGAACCCCAACGGGGAGUCCUCGUCCCCGGACAGCGGGUACCUGUCCCCUAAGAACCAGCUGUCAGCCCCGACGAGCGCCUCGGCCAGCCGGAGCCCCACCGGGGACCAGCGGGAGGUGGAAGCGGGGGCCGAGCCCCUGGAGCCCGUGCAUCACCCCGCGGCGGCCCGGGACGUGGUCCAGCCCAGCCGAAGCCCCUCUCCCCCGGCCGCCCGCCACCUGCUGGCCGCUCCCCGGUUCACCCAGAAGCUGCGGAGCCGAGAGGUGGCAGAAGGAAGUCGGGUGUACCUCGAGUGCAGAGUCGCCGGGAACCCACCUCCUCGGGUCAGAUGGUUCUGUGAGGGGAUCGAGCUGCACGACAGUCCCGACGUCCAGAUCCGCUGGGACGGGGGCGACCUGCACACGCUGGUCAUAGCCGAGGCCUUUGAGGACGACACAGGGCGCUACACCUGCCUGGCCACGAACCCCGGUGGCUCUGACACCACAUCCGCCGAGGUGUUCAUUGAAGGUGCCAGUUCAACAGAUUCUGACAGCGAAAGUUUAGCGUUCAAAUCAAAACCUGGAGCCAUGCCACAGGCUCAGAAGAAAACAACUUCUGUUUCCUUGACGAUAGGAUCAUCAUCUCCAAAGACAGGGGUGACCACAGCCGUGAUUCAGCCACUGUCUGUCCCUGUUCAACAGGCUCCCAGCCCCACCUCGUGCCUCUGCCGGCCAGAUGGACCCACAGCCGCCUGCUUCCCGCCUGUUUUCACCAAGGAGCUGCAAAGCAUCUCAGCCUCCAAGGGACAGGCGUCUGUGCUGGAGUGCCGGGUCCGAGGCACGCCCCCCCUGCAGGUCCAGUGGUUCCGACAAGGCAGUGAAAUCCAGGACUCUCCAGACUUCCGGAUCCUACAGAAAAAACCUCGAUCCACAGCUGAACCUGAGGAGAUCUGCACCCUCGUUAUAGCAGAGACGUUCCCCGAGGAUGCCGGGAUCUUCACGUGCUCGGCGAGCAAUGAUUACGGAUCAGCGACCAGCACUGCCCAGCUGGUGGUCACCUCAGCCAACAUGGACACCUGCGGCUCUGACGCAGCCGGAGAGGCCAGCAGUGGCCGCUUUCAGCCCUCCCCGCUGCCCCCUCCAAUCUGGGAGACCGGCUCCUUCGAGUUGGCUUCGCAGAAACCGGCUGAGAUCCAGCACGUGACCAGCCCCGUGUUCGGGCUGAGCCCGGCGGCCCUUCAGUUCAAUUCCACUGCGGAGAGGGAAACCAACGGCGUCCACCCGGGCCACGGAGUGAAUGGACUGAUGAACGGCAGAGCUGAUGGCAGCAAAGCUCUUCCCAGCGCAGCCGUCCUGCUGUCACCCACAAAGGAACCCCCGCCUCUGCUUGCCAAACCGAAACUGGACGCGCUCAAGAUCCAGCAGCUGCAGCAGCAGAUCCGCCUGGAGCGCGAGGCCCGCGCGCGCCCCUCGCCGCCCGCGUCCCCGGAGCCCCCGGAGCCGCGCCCGGAGCCCAUGAGCGCGCUCGCCGCCCGCCCCGCGCCCGCCGCCCGCCCCGCGCCCGCCAUGCAGGCCUCCGGCUCCUUCAGCUACGCGCGCCCCAAGCAGUUCAUCGCCGCGCAGAGCCUGAGCCCCGGCGCGCCCCGGCCCCCGACGCCCGCGUCCCCGCCGCCCCCCGAGCCCGAGGCCCCGUGGAGCGCGCUCCCGCCGCCGCCCCCGCCGCUCAGCCCGCAGGCGGCCGCCCCCGGGAUGGACGCCUUCCCGCCGCCGCCGCCGCCACCGCCGCCGCCCGGCCCGGGCCCCGCGCCCCGCGCCGCGCGUCCCGGCCCCGCGCCCGCCGCGCUGCUCCGCGCCCUGCUGCCCUCGCCGCCGCCCGCCGCCGCCAGCGUCUCCACCGGCGUCUCCGCGCUCGGCCUGCCCCGCGCCGCCCCCGCCACGGGAUUUCCCAAGAAGGCCAGCAGGACCGCCAGGAUCGCCUCGGACGAGGAGAUCCAGGGCUCGAAGGAUGCCGUCAUCCAGGACCUGGAGCGGAAGUUGCGCUUCAAGGAGGACCUGCUGAACAACGGGCAGCCGAGGUUGACGUACGAGGAAAGGAUGGCUCGGCGGCUGCUGGGUGCCGACAGCGCGACCGUCUUCAACGUCCAGGAGCCUGAAGAGGAGGCAGCCGACCAGGACCCUGGGUCUCCUCAUGCUUCUGUAGGGAGUCCUCUGGAUGGUCAAAAGGAGUACAGAGUCUCCAGCUGUGAGCAGAGGCUCAUCAGUGAGAUCGAGUACAGGCUGGAAAGGUCCCCCGUGGAGGAGUCCGGGGAAGAGGUUCCCUGUGGGGACGCGUCUGUGGAGAGUGGAGUGGCCCCAUUCUUCGAGAUGAAGCUGAAGCAUUUCAAGAUCUUUGAGGGGAUGCCCGUGACCUUCACAUGCAGAGUGACCGGGAAUCCAAAGCCGAAGACCUACUGGUUUAAAGAUGGGAAGCAGAUCUCUCCCAAGAACGAUCACUACAGCAUCCGGAGCGACCCUGACGGGACCUGCUCUCUGCAUACCGCGGCCUCCACCCUGGACGAUGACGGGAAUUACACGAUCAUGGCUUCGAACCUUCAGGGCCGCGUCAGCUGCACGGGACGGCUGAUGGUGCAGGCCGUGAACCAGAGAGGCCGCAGCCCCCGCUCGCCCGCCGGCCAGCCUCACGGCAGAAGGUCUCGUUCGAGAUCCAGGGACAGUGCCGACGAAGGUGAACCGAUUCAGGAGCGAUUCUUCCGACCGCACUUCCUGCAGGCUCCUGGGGACCUGACGGUCCAGGAGGGCAGGCUCUGCAGGAUGGACUGCAAGGUCAGUGGGCUGCCAACCCCCGACCUCAGCUGGCUGCUGGACGGCAAGCCCAUCCGCCAGGACAGCGCCCACAAGAUGCUGGUGCGAGAGAACGGGGUGCACUCUCUGAUCAUCGAGCCCGUCGCGGCCCGGGACGCCGGCGUCUACACGUGCGUGGCCACCAACCGGGCUGGACACAACUCCUUCAGCCUGGAGCUCGUGGUCGCAGCUAAGGAAGCGCACAAGCCCCCCGUGUUCCUCGAGAAGCUGCAGAACACAGGGGUGGCGGACGGGUACCCGGUGCGGCUGGAAUGCCGGGUGUCCGGGGUGCCGCCACCGCAGAUAUUUUGGAAGAAGGAAAACGAGUCGCUCACUCACAGCACGGACCGCGUGAGCCUGCACCGGGACAACUACGGCUACGUGUGUCUGCUCAUCCAGGGGGCCACCAAGGACGACGCUGGCUGGUACACGGUGUCGGCCAAGAACGAGGCCGGGAUCGUGUCCUGCACGGCCCGGCUGGACGUCUACACCCAGUGGCAGCAGCUCCCGCCGAGCACCAAGCCGAAGCGGGUGCGGCCCUCGGCCAGCCGCUACGCCGCGCUCUCGGACCAGGGACUCGACAUCAGGGCUGCGUUCCAGCCCGAGGCCAGCCCGUCGCACCUGAUGCUGAGCCCCGGCCUGGUGGAGAGCGAGGACCUGUGAGCUGGCGCUCUCCGCGGAGCCCAGACACUGAAACCGCCGCUGCCUUGACCCACCUCUCCUCUGUCACGGGACGGAAAAGGCAGAAACAUACCUUUGGCUCUAAGAAACAAAAGGACACCAAAAUCCUACUUUUCUUCCUGGUAAACCAGACGUAGAGGCUGCGUACGCGAUGCUGAUAGGAAUGCGCACCUUGCACGGAGAAUUCACAUUCAUCAGCCAAUUUAAAACUUUGGGAAGUGCUGUGACUCAGGGGGUCUGAAAUGCCAAAGUGCUAACGGAAAAAAGGUGACCACGACCUGUGUUGUCCCGAGUGUCUUCACCAGCGUAGGUGCUGCCACCCAGCGUGAGCUCGGGGGGCUCCCCGGAGGUGGCGGCACCACAGGGGACCCCGCCUGGGCUCUGAGGGGCAGUGUGCUCACGCAGCCAGGGACCCACGCGGGGGAUGGGAGGAGGAGGGCGCCACCAGGAAGCCCAAGGAAACGCCUGUGUGCAAAUCGUUUUCCACUAAACCGUGCGGAAGGAGCCACCUGCCUUCAGUUCUGUUAACAUCAGUUUUCUAACAAGGUUAAGACCUUCGUUCUUAACCUCUUUUUCUUUACGUGUAGUAUUUUCUCUUCAUGUUACCUUGGUAGGGCGCUUACUUACAAACCAUAUGAAAAUAAUACAAAGUGCUCUGAAUAAAGCAGAACCAUCUUGCAGUCCAUUCCACGAAGGGCACCCAGACCACCCAAGUGACCAAGCUGUGUAGCGUCUGGAGGAGACGGGUUUGGAAGGAGCAGAGAGAAGAGGGGAAGGAAGCACAACCAGCACACUCAGACUGUGUUCAUUUACGUGAAGGUAGCGGAGCACGAGACGGUCAAGGCCAGGCUUUUCUUUGGUUUUCUUCAAACUUAACCUAAGACAGAAGCAACACAACACCGCCAUUCCCAAGUCAGGGUAUCGAGGGUCAGUCGGAGGGAAGCUCGUGCUCGGGACGCUGCGGUGUCUGAGCUGGCGCCGGAGCAGGAGGUUGGAGGUGCGUACCGCAAGUUGAAUAUGGGCUGAGCUGCGAGAUUGUCACGGAUCAGAAACAGCCUGUGGGCGCUAGUCUACUUGGGGAGACAAAGACGGGGGUGCCAGAAUGCAUUUUCUCCAUGGCACUGCCAUACGGUGGAUGGAAACUGUUAAUUCACUUCCCUGCUGCCACGAGACCUUUUUGCCUUAAGAAGUUGCUGGGUUCCAAGUAGUUUGUAAAGGCAUCUCGGGCAAAGACUGCUUUUGAAUGCCUGUGAUUCUGCAUCAGCUAGAUGGAGUGGAUUCUGACCAGACUUGAUGGUUUUAAGUCAGAACCAAUAAACUUUAAAAAGGAGAAAAAAACAAAUUUGGGCUGAUAUUAUAAAACCUGAGUCUUUAAUGGUACUUUCCUAUGAAGAGAACACACUGUAUUCUUUAUGCAAAACGCAUUUAUCUUUCAUUAUUUAUAAUAAAAAUGUUGAACUCUCUUAGCUCAGUUACUCAAUUCAAUACAUAGUAUUUUUUAAGUAAUUUUGUAUCUGUGUGCCACCGUGUAUAUUCCGUUGUGCUGCUUCACAUGGACAGCUUUCUCCUUCCUUGUAAGAGCACCAACCAAGCAAGCUUUAAAUGCCAGGCUGGAGCUCCGGUGCCCACGUUCUGUGCAGAGUGGCACACGUGUCUCUGACCACACCUACGUGCAUUGCUGAUGUGGGAUCUCAGACACCGUGCAAAGUCUCUCCUGGACCUUUCUAUACUGUAGAAUUAUGACUUAACAUCAUCUCUUACUUGCCAAAUUUUUCUGAAUGUGACUUUUUGCUGAUUUGCUGGGUUUGGGAUUAAGUAGCAUUAUUUUGCCACCUUUCAUGUAUUUAUAAAGAAAUAAGUACUAUCCUACUACUUUGGAUUGUUGUGCUGGUGUAAUGUGGAUUUAACAUCAAUAAAUAUUUAACAAAUAAUAGUUGCAAUUUUGUGAAGCAAAUACUCAGUCGUUUUCAUUUUCUAUUGCUUGCUGUAAUAAACUGGUACAGACUAGAA
This is a messenger RNA of Balaenoptera musculus (blue whale), 6297 nucleotides long. RefSeq names its product palladin, cytoskeletal associated protein (gene PALLD). Gene Ontology annotation, cellular component: plasma membrane; neuronal cell body; axon. Gene Ontology annotation, biological process: homophilic cell-cell adhesion; synapse organization. The transcript is spliced from 22 exons. The record is from RefSeq and is a predicted model, not a curated record. Bases 211 to 4269 code for a protein of 1352 amino acids. Gene Ontology annotation, molecular function: axon guidance receptor activity; protein kinase activity. Lineage: Eukaryota; Metazoa; Chordata; Mammalia; Artiodactyla; Balaenopteridae.